AUGCAGGUCCGUGUGGUUCAGAUCUGGGGUUUCCUGAUGUCAGUUUUGGGCUGGAUCUUCGUGGCCUGCACCAUGGCCAUGGAAGGCUGGAAGAUCACCUCCAUUGGGGGCAUGGGGGGGUCCUCCAUCAUCAAGGUGGCCUGGUACUGGUCCAGCCUGUGGAGAUCAUGUUUUACAGACUCAACUGCUGUCAGCAACUGUUACGACUACCCCAUGCUCUGGUCUGUGGAGGGCUACAUCCAGAUAGUGCGAGGCCUGCUGAUGGCGGCUCUUUCCCUGGGCAUGCUGGGGUUUGUGCUCAGUCUGAUGGGUAUGGAGUGCACCUUCAUUGGGGGGAAAGACCGGUCUAAGUACAAGAAGAUCUACAUUGGUGGAUGGUGCCACAUAACCAGCGGUUUGCUGUCCACAUGUGGGUACGCUGUUUACGCACAGUAUGUCUCUGUGGAAUACUUCAACCCCGACUUUGACGGACUGAAGUAUGACCUUGGCACGCCGAUGUUCCUCGGCUGGGUCGGCUCAGCCUUUCACAUGACUGGCGGUUUCUUCUACCUGUGGUCAGUGUGUAAGCCGCUCUGUGGAGGAGAGGCAACGGUAAUCACCAUCCAGCCAGUACCAGACCCUGAGCAAAACAAGUCCACCACAGCUCUGUCCUCCGUGUCUGCGAUCACCUCCAAGACCAAAUUGUCCUCCGUGUCUGAGCUGUCGUCCAAGUCCGAGCGCUCAGACCUGACUGGAAUUUCCUCAAAAUCAGAGCGCACAUCUAAAUCUGGACGCACAGCCAAGUCGGGGCGGUCGUCAAAGAGUGGCCGAACCACCAGGUCUGCAGGAUCUGUAGGGUCGAGUUCAGCAUCAGGAUCAACAUCAGGAUCGGGGUCAGAGUCUGGAGUCUCAUCGAGGUCCAGCGUGUCAACUUUGUCCACUUCAAGGAGCAGCGGCAGCAGCCGGACAGUGUCAUCAUUGUCGGGCAGCUCAGGGAGUGAGACUACACCGUUCAUCAAAAACUCUUAUAUUUAAUCAACGCGAGGACAAAUGCUAAAUGUGACGGACUGAUGAUCUGAUGCUUUUCUAUUCAAGUUAUGAAUCUGUAUCUUAUACAAAUUCAGUAUGUGUUUUGUAUAAGAAAUUUUACAACAAAUCUUUUUCACUGUUAAAUGCCUCUUUUUCAUCUUCAUCAUCUAUAAUACAUCCAUAAUACUAGACACUGUAUAUACAUUCAUUCAAUAUAACACAUUACUAAGACACACAUCCAUUUCUGCUGUGACUGGCAGCCUCUGUGUAGCCAUUAAAACAACAAAUAAAACUCCACCAGGCUGAUCAGGUCUGGUUGACAGUAAA
This is a messenger RNA of Epinephelus fuscoguttatus (brown-marbled grouper), 1335 nucleotides long. RefSeq names its product claudin 10e (gene cldn10e). The record is from RefSeq and is a predicted model, not a curated record. Gene Ontology annotation, biological process: bicellular tight junction assembly; cell adhesion. The transcript is spliced from 5 exons. NCBI's taxonomy places the organism in Eukaryota, Metazoa, Chordata, Actinopteri, Perciformes, Serranidae. Bases 1 to 1014 code for a protein of 337 amino acids. Gene Ontology annotation, molecular function: structural molecule activity. Gene Ontology annotation, cellular component: plasma membrane; bicellular tight junction.